AACUCCAAAGGUGGUCGUGGCGGACGUAGGACGUUGUCGUUGGUUGGGUCGGUGGACACAGACACCCCAAUGUCCCAUUUCCAGAUUCAUUCAUGAAAAUAUCUCAACCUUUCUCUCCUAUCUAUCUCUCUCUAGAAUGCAAACAAGACAUCCCAAGCCAAGGUUUCUCAUCUGCCAAACAGAAGAUUCAGAUUUGAUGGUAUUUUCUGCAUGUUUGUAAUCGUUUAAUAAAUAAGUGGAAACUGAAAUUCCCGAGUAUAGAGACAAUGGGUAAUUUUGGAAGCAACACCUCCGGGGGUCGCCGGAGGCACCGCCCGCAACCCCAAAUGUCUGGGGGCACUCAUGUUUUUGCUGCUUCCACACCAACUCAUCCGUCUCAAUAUCCAAACCGACAAGACUCCAAUCCGCCGCAAUACCAUCAGAACCCGUCUCAAUAUAUAAAUGGAUCAAACCCCAAUCCGCCCCAGUUCUUCCAAUACCCCAGAUUCUACCUGCCGCCGCCUAUGCCGGUACCGUAUCCGCAGCCUUUUCAUGGCAGCGGAGUCUAUAUGGGCCCCACUCCCGCCAAUUGGGUUCACGGGCAGUUCCCUUUCGGUGCUGCUCCCCCUCCUCCUCCCCCUCAGGGUGCUACCUUUGUGGAACAUCAGAAGACGGUCACCGUUAAGAAUGCCGUGAAUAUCAAGAAAGACUCUUUGCGGGUUGAGCCGGAUGAGGAGAAUCCCGGGAGGUUCCUUGUUGCUUUCACGUUUGAUGCUGCUGCGCCCGGAAGCAUUACAGUUCUUUUUUUCGCUAAAGAAGAUGUAGACUGUAAACUGUUAGCAACAAAGGAAAGCUUGCUUAAAUCAGUUACAGUGCCUUUUGAGAAAGGACUUGGUCAAAAGUUUAGACAACCUUCCGGAACUGGGAUUGACUUCUCAGUGUUUGAGGACAUAGGGUUUAGUAAAGAGGGUGACAUAGAAGUCUAUCCUCUUGUGGUGAAGGCUGAAUGCUGUCCCUUGAAUGAAAGUGAGCAGGAAUCGGUUGGAAAUUCAGCUAGGAAUUCUCAGAUCACCCAGGCGGUGUUUGAAAAGAAGGAGAAUGGGGAAUACAAAGUGCGGGUGAUGAAGCAGAUAUUAUGGGUGAAUGGUAUGAGGUAUGAGCUGCAGGAGAUCUAUGGUAUUGGGAAUUCGCUUGAAAGUGAUCAAAGUGGAAAUGAUUCUGGCAAAGAGUGUAUAAUUUGCUUGUCAGAGCCUCGAGAUACAACUGUCCUCCCAUGCCGGCACAUGUGCAUGUGCAGUGGUUGUGCUAAGGUUUUGAGGUUCCAGACAAAUAGAUGCCCCGUCUGUAGGCAACCUGUUGAUCGUCUCUUGGAAAUCAAGGUGAACAAUGGAGCUGAUAGUUCAGGGUAGGAUGCUAUCAACACUGGUAAAAUCUAUAAAAUCCAAAAGAAAACGGAAGAAGAAAAGGAAAAACACGACCCGACCUUCUCAUGUUAGUAUUUAGUAACGACAGUAUCGUGUCUUAACACAACGCGCUUUAUUUACUUUUAACCUGUCUUGAUCGUUGUACAUGCUUUUCCUAAUGACGCCACUGUGGAUGCUUUUCCUAAUGAUGCCGUUGACGAUGAGAGAUAGUCGGUACUUAACAUUAUUUUUUCCUUGUAUUUUAGUGCGAUAGAGGGUGAGAACUGUCGCACUAAAAUACUCCUAAUAUUAAGUCCUUUUCCAACCUCUAAACAACUCUUAUUUUUUCUUCAAUUUGUGUAAAUACUAUUUUCUUUGGAAAGUAUUAAAGAUUCAAUUUGAAGGGUAA
Molecule: messenger RNA, 1791 nt
Organism: Pyrus x bretschneideri (Chinese white pear)
Lineage: Eukaryota; Viridiplantae; Streptophyta; Magnoliopsida; Rosales; Rosaceae
Product: probable E3 ubiquitin-protein ligase LUL2
Exons: 4
Coding region: 267-1388 (373 amino acids)
Biological process (GO): protein ubiquitination
Molecular function (GO): ubiquitin protein ligase activity
Source: RefSeq, a predicted model, not a curated record